Molecule: messenger RNA, 399 nt
Organism: Triticum turgidum subsp. durum (durum wheat)
Lineage: Eukaryota; Viridiplantae; Streptophyta; Magnoliopsida; Poales; Poaceae
Source: the annotation of a GenBank genome assembly
AUGAUUGAAGAGGACAAGGUCCUUGUGUUAUGCCAGGAGAGGAAGCGUUUUGUUAGAGAGGCACUUGAUGGAAGAUGCGCACUUCCAUGUGCUCACCGUGAUUACAUUGUGUCAUUUAGAGACACGGGAUCUCUUCUGAGAAGAUGUUUUGAAGGAGAAAAGUCUCCUGCAACUGCAAAUGAGGGGUGUCAUUUUCAAGAGUCAGAAGAUGGUUUGGACAAUCCGUCCACCGAAACAUUGGCACAGGUGCACAAGAACCCCAAUGAUUUGUCUGGUGAUAAUACUCUAACAGAACAGUCUAUUGCGUAUCAUGCCUCAGAUAGUAUAGCUUCAGAAAAUAUUGCUUCAGCAGACAGGCUCAAGGGCAAGAGGAGAAUAAUAGGUGCUAUCACAAAUUAA